CAAAAACAACAGAUCCGAACUCGCACCUUCCGGAUGGAAGAGAAAUGUUCAAGUGUUUUUUACCACACCCGCGCAGUUGGACUUUCGUUCCGCUGGAGCGAGCCCCGGAGCGGGAGCGGGAGCUAGCAAGCGACCACAGCGUUCGUUCCCCCCCAAUACGUUUGUCUGCCGGUGUUGCAGACAAACGUUCUCCGCAUCACGUGUUGAAAAGCAUUAAGCCAUGGCUUUCCAAGUGGGAACAUACGUGCAGAUCAAAGGCUUGUCAAAGAAGCCAGAAUACAAUGGCUUCACUGGCAAGAUCUUCGUGGAAAAGAACGAUGAAGAUCGCUGGGGCGUUGAGUUCUUCUAUGUGGGUCGGAUGAACAGCUUGAAGACCAUCUUAGCAAAGGAGGACAAUUUGGGCUUGCUGUGCGAGCUGCCCAAGCCCUUACCACGAUCAGGCAAAGUGCUUCUUCUUGAUGGUUUUGGCAUGUUUGGUGCUAAAGAGAACUUUGUCACCAAGGCCUUGUUUGCAUCCGACCCAGCGUUCUUCCAGCAGUGUGGUGUAGUUCAUGUGGGCUUGCAGGAUGAGAAUCCCAAAAGUGGCGAAUUGUGCGAGAAGGCGAUUCUGGCUGCCUGUGCAAAUCCUGCAGACUUCCGAGCCAUUGUAGUUUCGGAUUUGAGUGUUAACUGUUAGUUUUGAUGAAGCGCUUCGGUACAUUGCAGGUCCCUUGAAGACUUUUGUCCGCACACACAAGGGAACCGUUUUGUUUCCAACCACAGAGGGUGGGAACUGGUGUGCGAAGUUUCUCGAGCCUGUGUUCAGUGAUGUUGUGGAGUGGAAGUGCAGCACCUAUUUCCGCGCAACCCAUGCAGCAGUGCAAAGGAAUGCAGAAAACGUGGCAAAGUUUUUCCCCGGUAUGCAAUCAGCCAAGUUCUCAGUCAAGGGCUGCAUGCUCGAAAAUGUUCCAACACGGGAGACGUUCUUUGCUACAUCUCAGGACUGCAAGCUUUUUCGUGCUUGGUUUGAUGACUACAAAGCUGAGGAGGACCAGGACGAGGCCCGCACCAGUGCCAUCGUGGCCGUGAAAUCGGGCGGUGCUUUGGGAGGCACCAACCAUCGCAUACUUUGGAGAUGUGAACGCCGAAGAUGAAACACAGACCUUGAUGCUGAAGCUCCUUGCUGAGAGUCCCAUCUCAGUGUCCAUCCCAGAAGGCACGGAUGGCACACGGAUGACACAGACGGUGAGGUGAGUUCGCUUUGGGCAAGGUGAUGUGAUCAUCGAAGAGUUGUCGAAGAAGAGGAGUUCAAAGAAACGCGCAGGGGCCAUUGGUGCUGGAGUGUGCUGGACGUGACCAAGGUCCAGAAUAGGUGAAUGGAUGGGGAAGGUAUGUAUCUAAGAAUUACAUUCAGCCACCAUGACCAACAAAUGUUCAGUCAUUUAAGUGCUGCAUUGAUUGCCGAGACAGAGAGAGAGAGAGAGGGAGCAAGGGGGAGAGAGAGAGAGAGAGAUAGAGAGAGGAGAGAGAGAGAGUUGUGGGAGAGAGGGAGAGAGUUGUGGGACCUUUACCAUACUCUUUUGUUUAACGUCGUUUGCCCAUGAUCUCAUUCAUCAUUGUGUUCCGACAUCAGAGUAUGUGACACCAGGGUUGACGUUCUUGUUCCAUCUUGCGCCACCCCAUUUGGAUUCGCCCAAAGCACGAACAUCAAUCUGUGA
Molecule: messenger RNA, 1697 nt
Organism: Durusdinium trenchii
Lineage: Eukaryota; Dinophyceae; Suessiales; Symbiodiniaceae
Source: the annotation of a GenBank genome assembly